CGUCUGAACGGGGCAGCAGAAUCGUGAGCUUGUCAGACGUGCAGCAGACAUUGUCAGCGGUGGUUGAGAGUUGUGCAUUCAGAAAAUUUUCCAAAUCCCGUCAAAUACAAAACAGUUUUUCAAAAAUGGUGUCUGCCGUUAAAUGUGGUUUGGCCUUGGCCGUUAUGAUUAGCUUGGCUUGUUCAGCCUAUGCCAUCAAGUGCUACCAAUGCGAGUCGCUUACAACACCAAAAUGCGGGCUGAAAUUUGAGGAAGAUGAUACCCUUUUGAUAGAUUGCGCCAGAAUCGGACCACCGCGUUAUCUUCAGAACUUCUUCCCGCUUCGCAAUGCCACAGGCUGCAUGAAGAAGACACUCGAGUCGGUUGUCGGUCACCCCCAGAUCGUACGCAGCUGUUACUUCGGUGAUGUGUCCAACAUUCAGACCGGCUGCCAGUCGGAUCCGUCGCUGCCCUUCGUCAAGCAACUGGGCUGCGAUGUGUGCACCAAGGAUGAGUGCAACGGUUCCACUUCCAUUGCCCCCAUCGCUGGAGCCGUUCUGCUGUUCUUCGGCGUGGCCCGCAUGUUGGCCUAGAUCUCUUGUACUAUGUGGCUUUAGUUCUUAACUUUUUGUUAUAUAUAAGCAUAUUUCUCUGUAUCAACUGCAAUUUUAUUCUCAUAGCUGUGAAAUAUUCUCGUUUAAAUUUGUGCCUCUCCCAUUUGCCAUUGCAAGCAAUAAAAUAUUUAUGAAUCAUCUGUACUACAA
This is a messenger RNA of Drosophila grimshawi, 743 nucleotides long. RefSeq lists its product as uncharacterized. The transcript has 3 exons. NCBI's taxonomy places the organism in Eukaryota, Metazoa, Arthropoda, Insecta, Diptera, Drosophilidae. The record is from RefSeq and is a predicted model, not a curated record. Bases 126 to 572 code for a protein of 148 amino acids. Gene Ontology annotation, biological process: positive regulation of voltage-gated potassium channel activity; sleep; regulation of synaptic transmission, cholinergic.